AUGAGAUUCUGGCUCUUUCUGACUUCCCUCCUGGCGCGGGCACACCGAGAGUCUCAGCACUUCGCCGUGCAACUCGACGAGGAAAUCGAGGAGUCUCCUCCCACGAUUGUUUCGCCGCAGAACUGGUCCAGAGUGCUCCAGUCCGUCGGUGUGGAGCCAGUUCGAGUGCAUCUCCUAGCAGGGGUCUACUCAAGCAUGUCCUUCACCUUACCAGCCGGUGCCAAGCUGGAGUUGCAGGGUGAGCGGGGCGUGAAGGUCGAGGAGAUAGUUGUGCGUGGCAGCGAUUCCACGGACAAGCCCGAAAGGUCAAGGCAUUUCGCGGCCGAACGGGCUGAGCUGGCACUGAAGAGCCUCCAGCUGGCAAGAGUAUCGUUCGACCUGCCAUUGUCUGCUCUGGCUCUGAUCGAUGUGGCACUGGGAGUAUUACAACACCGUGGCGGCGAACAAGAGGACGACUCCAUGCCCAACUCAAGCCGUGUCGAAGCAUACAUGGAAUCGAUUGACUGCAUCACUUGUCUCACAAUCCAACGCUCGGUUUUGCUUCCGACGCAUUUCGCCGUCUUUGCUAUCAAUGCGACAGUGAUUGACUCGACCCUCAUGCUCGCGACCGGCAACCGGCGAGAUAGGAACUGGAACUAUUUUCGUAGCUAUAGCUUCUGGAUUCGGCGAUCGCACAUUGGCGGCCCUGCGGGGGCCCCCGACAUUUCAGAUGCUAGGGUGGAUGGGUGCGAGCUUGGCUGCCCACGUGGUAUCACCCUCGUAAAUUCGACUCUAGACAACGUCACCGUGCGAUUUCAGGGCAACUUUAGCAUCAAGAACUCGCGCAUGAUCGGAAAGUACUGGGUUUCAUUUUAUGGCACGCACUACCACGGCCGAAUCGAGAGUUCGCAUUUCGGUUUGUGCAACGGACACUGCUUGACCCUUGAUUUGGACGAAUCUGACCUCCUGCUGGUCGGUUCUUCCAUGCAGACUGCGAUACAAGCCAGUGGGAGUACCGACUUGAACCUUGAGAUUCGUGACCUGGAAGUCUCCGAUGUCCACUGCCCCUUCUUGGAAUACUUUCAAUCUGAAAAUCCAGUUUUCUCUUGGAGAAGUCCGAAAACGGGAACGGUUUCCAGUCGUCCGAUGCUGAAUGUGACGCUCGCCUUCGUCAAAUUUUGGAACGUCUGGAGUGCAGUCAAGAUCGAUGCGAAUGACUGGAGGCUGGCCAUGCACCAUGUCGAGAUCCGGCAGGCCACGCUCACAGGGGUGACCCUGCAAAGCAGGGACGCGACGCGCGCUGGCAUUGCUCAGCUUCGCAACGUGUCAAUGAGAGACAUGCCAGUCGGCGUGCUUGCGGAUCAUGUGGUCGCCCACAUCACUGCAAUGACUUCGGUCCAGUGCAGCAUCGGAAUUUCAGCCCGGGCCUCCUAUCUCAACAUGAAGGAGGUGGAUGUCCUGGGCAAGCACAGGCAAAGCAGCGGGAUAAUGUUGAAGUCAUCGGAUUUACAAGCAAGCGAUAUUCGCAUGACGAAUCUGGCAGCUGGCCUUUUGCUGAGUUCUACGACUGUGCACAUGGAAGACGUCUUCAUCACAGACAAUGCUUUGGGCAUCAUUCCAGUAAGCACCACGGGCACCAUCAAUGGAUUGAUCUACUUCAACGAUGCUGCUGACCAGCUCUGUUCGGGUCAUACCGCUUGCCCCGAAGUGGAGCACCAGAGUGUGGCUAUGCAUGUGCACCACACGAAAGCCCUGAUGCUCUCCUUGCUUGCCUGUCUCGUCGCUACCAUCUCGGCAGUCCAGGGUCUCAAGCUCCUCUACACCGAGAAGGCACUGUCCCUUCGCAUGGUCUUGUGGAUGCUCGGUUGUAGCCUGUGGCCCGUGGUGAUGAUCGGAGCCGUGAAUGUCCUGUUGGUCAUCUGGCGCGCAGUCCAAGAACAGGAAGCGAAGCAGCGGCCAAACGCGUACGUGGAGGAGUUCGUUGGCCCAGACCGGAAGAUGAUGUGGGGGCUUGGGUGGCUGUUGAUUUGGUCAGCCGGUGGCAUACUCUAUGUCUUCUUCGAUGUUUUCCUCAAUCGACACGGCUUGAUGCUGACUGGCGAUAUCCGACGGAAGAAACAACUAGAUGAGAAGAAGGCGCAACUGAAGAAGCGCUUGGACAACAAGAGCCUGCGGAGCAGAAUGCAAGGCCUGCACCGCAAGCUAUUCGCGGCUCUGGAUCGCCGCAAGGUGGAUGCAAGAGAGAUCUUCCAGGAGAUGAAGGACUUGGCAGAGGAGGAGGCAAGCAACCUCGGUGGGUGGUUUGAGGACCAGCGCCAGGUCUACCAGGCGGACGACGAUGGCACACGGAUGGAGAAGCUGGAAAAGAUUCCAUCCCAAGAUGGCGAGGCUGUCCAGCCACGCUUGGAAGAGCAUUAUUGCAAUGCGGAGGAAGCUGACACGAAGCUGGAGGGUGGAAAGAUCAAGAAGUCGCCGGUGGAUGCCUUGUACAUGUACGCAAGUUGGCUGCGGGCAGACUUUAAAGAGCAGCUCAGCCAACUGGUUGCAGACUUGAACAGCAUCAGUGCCAAGGAAGUUCGGGAGUUCGACGAGAAGCUCCGGCUGGACCCGUCGCUCUACCGCUUGCAGCACGAAGACGGUGCUGAAGUUGGCCCGCACUUGGGGCUCCUGGUGGCCUCCAUCAAAAGCAAGGAGCGCGCUCUUGCAAAGAUCAACACGGACUACCAGGAGGAUUUCCAGGCCGGGAAGAAGAAAGAACAGCCGCUGGCACGAUAUGUUUGCGACUUCCUGCGUGCCACCAUCUAUGCAGCAGACCCAUUUGCGCUUGCCCUCGCCUUCCACGAGUUCCAGAAGCGCUUCAAGAUCGUGCGAGUAAAGAACAAAUUCGCGAACGAGCAGCUGAAGACGGAGGAGCGAACCAACAUUCUCGUGAACUUCUGGGUGGAGAGCGGAGACAUGAAGCAGAUCGGCGAAGUGCAGUUCCUCAUGCAGGAGUACCUCACGGCGAAGUCCAUACAGCACAUGUACUACGAUGUGGCUCGGGCAAAGAGCGAGGACGAGCUCUUCGACAAGCCGAUCUUUGCCUGA
This is a messenger RNA of Symbiodinium sp. CCMP2592, 3066 nucleotides long. The record is from the annotation of a GenBank genome assembly. NCBI's taxonomy places the organism in Eukaryota, Dinophyceae, Suessiales, Symbiodiniaceae.